AUGCUCUCUACAUGUUCGAUCCAACUCAGCCAGGCGUGCUCAAGAGAGGUCGUGAUUUUGCUAUGUGUGAGACCGGUUGCCGGCUUUCCAAUGGAAGACUGGCGGGCAGGGCUCUCCGAAGGCGUAUACAGAUUGCGCAGCGAGCUGUGCAGAGAGCAAUUGCCACCCUACAGGACAGUGGAUGGUGACGAGCAGCCUUGGCAAAGCUCCCCAGCAGGCAACGAUGCCGGAUUGCAGCGCUUCAUCGUGGCGCGGAAGGGUAACUUGCAGGCAGCCAAGAAGAUGUUCGUGGAACACUUGGCAUGGCGCCGCAGCGUUUUUCCGAUUCCCAAAGCAGGCUUGGUUGCACGUUUGCUCGAUGAGGAGGUCCGCUUUCGCCGUUUGCGACGCGACAGCGAUGGCUGCCCAGUCCUUCUUGUGAAUUUUCUCUUUGGCGAGUUCGCCCCGGAUGACAUCCCUCAGACUGCCUUGGUGCUCGCGUCCCUGCGCUUUUUUGAGGAUGCCAUUGGAUCCCUAGACCCGUGUGGAGCCCAACAAAUGAGCGCUAUAGUCUUUGGCUGCCCGCCGCCUGUCGCUUGGGCGCACGUCAUGGUGAAGUUCUUCCAAAACAACUAUCCGGAGCGGCUGAAGCUGGCCAUCAUAUACCCGGUGCCGUCCACUUUUGUGUCCUUGGUGCGCCAGGUCAUGUGGUUUGUGGAUGAGAACACGCGCUCCAAGAUCGACAUGGAGACCGAGGAGCAUCCUCUGCUGGAGCGCUUUGGCUUCCGAUCCGAUGACCUGCCCCUGGAGAUCCGUGGCGGAUACCACGGCGUGGGCGAGCGAUGGAAGCCAGACGCCCGGAAGCUCCUGGGCAUGGCCUACGCGUUUCUGCUUCCGCAUGGCCGGCAGGUGGCUCAUUUAGAAGACAGUAUUUACCGGGCAGCCAAGAAUGCUGAGAGCCCAAGCAGCCCAAGCGCAGGCGCAGGUUUGCAGGGAGAGGACACUCAGGAGACUGACUGGACAUCCUUGCUUUUUGCCUGCUGCAUGCCAAAGUCUGCCAGACCUGGACUGAAAGAACUGCCUUCAGAUGACUUCUUGGACAGUAAUGAUGGGCUGGAUAGCCCUAGUCCACACUUGGUGAAACCAGGGCGCGGAGCGAAUGGUUUUGUCUCUUCGAUUCUUCAUGUUUCCUCUUAUUCACUGCUUGUGUUCUGCUUGCUAUGGAUGAUCUCCCAGCGACAGCAGUUCUAUGACUUUCUUUUUGUGGAGCCGUGA
Messenger RNA from Effrenium voratum, 1254 nucleotides. The record is from the annotation of a GenBank genome assembly. Lineage: Eukaryota; Dinophyceae; Suessiales; Symbiodiniaceae.